Phragmites australis (common reed) is the source of this 2141-nucleotide messenger RNA. RefSeq names its product phytoene synthase 3, chloroplastic-like. The record is from RefSeq and is a predicted model, not a curated record. Gene Ontology annotation, biological process: carotenoid biosynthetic process. Bases 634 to 1911 code for a protein of 425 amino acids. Lineage: Eukaryota; Viridiplantae; Streptophyta; Magnoliopsida; Poales; Poaceae. Gene Ontology annotation, molecular function: geranylgeranyl diphosphate synthase activity. The transcript is spliced from 6 exons.
AUAAUUGUAAUUCUUGGUACCUCCCUAGGACGGUAAAAAGGUUCUACCUGCAUGCAUCGUGCAUCAUCGUUGGCCAAACCCGAUGUUAGAAAAGGAUUUGCAGUGAUCUAAUACCCAGGAUCGAGAUAGUGCUUUUCAGAUGAACGGAUUGGGACUGCUCACUCUGAAUAUUUGCUCUUGCUAUAGAUUGUGGUGCAUCUAUAGCUUACUACUUUAGCAGGAUGAAUUUGCCAUGGACAUGGUACAGUUUACUACAUCGGCAUCCACAUCCGCAUCCGCCUUGCAUGCACGGCCAGAGGAGCCGCCACUAGACACACACACUAGGAUAGCACUAUAGCUUAGCUCAAUCGCCGCGUCGGAACUCGCGAUUUGGAGCCUCCUGUUUUGUCAGACCGAAACCAGUGGCCGGUCACCUGCCACAGGAGAGCGACCGAAACCAGUGUCUCGUACUCACCUCACCUGCAGGCAACUUCUCUCGCUUGCUUCACUCUGUCCUCUCCAGUCUCCUCUCGCCUCUGCUCUGUCGAUCACUCUCUAUAUAGCUCACCAGCUUCGGCUUCAGCUCCAUCCAUCUGUCCAUUGCGAUCGAUCGACCAAUCGGUCUCUCCAUCCACGUUCUUGCUGCACGUCAGAAUGAUCUCCACCAGCCGCGCGGUGAAGUCGCCGCCGGCGUGCGCUCGGCGGCAGCAGCACAGCCGGUGGUCCCCGGACGCGCCGAGCCGCACGGCGAAGUUCUUGGCCAGUUACGGGAGGCGACGUAGCCCAGCGCCGUGCUCCGUGCGCGCCGCGGGUUCCAACACCAUUGGCUGCCUGGAGGCCGAACCGUGGGGUGGCGUCGCGCCCGCGCUUCCGUGCCCGCAGGUCGCGGCGCCGGCGCCGGGGGACGCGCUCGCCGUGCCGUCCGAGCAGAGGGUGCACGAGGUCGUGCUGAAGCAGGCGGCGCUCGCGGCUGCGGCGCCGAGGACGGCGCGGAUGGCCAAGCCGGAGCCGAUGGCCGGCGAGCUGAAGGCGGCCUUCGAUCGCAGCGGGGAGGUCUGCAAGGAGUACGCCAAGACAUUCUACCUGGCGACGCAGCUGAUGACCCCGGAGAGGAGGAGGGCAAUCUGGGCCAUAUACGUGUGGUGCAGGAGAACGGACGAACUCGUCGACGGCCCGAACGCGUCCCACAUCUCGGCCUUGGCGCUGGACCGGUGGGAGUCGCGGCUGGAGGACAUCUUCGCCGGCCGCCCGUACGACAUGCUCGACGCCGCCCUCUCCGACACCGUCGCCAACUUCCCCGUCGACAUCCAGCCGUUCAGGGACAUGAUCGAGGGGAUGCGCAUGGAUCUGAAGAAGUCCCGGUACCGGAGCUUCGACGAGCUCUACCUCUACUGCUACUACGUCGCCGGCACCGUCGGGCUGAUGACGGUGCCGGUGAUGGGCAUCUCGCCGGACUCCAGGGCGGCGACCGAGACCGUCUACAAGGGGGCGCUGGCCCUGGGCCUGGCGAACCAGCUCACCAACAUCCUCAGGGACGUCGGGGAGGAUGCAAGAAGGGGAAGGAUCUAUCUCCCACAGGACGAGCUGGAGAUGGCCGGCCUCUCCGAAGUCGACAUCUUCAACGGCCGUGUCACUGACGAGUGGAGAAGCUUCAUGAGAGGUCAGAUCACGAGGGCGAGAUCGUUCUUCAGACAGGCCGAGGAAGCCGCAACCGAGCUCAAUCAGGAGAGCCGAUGGCCGGUGUGGGCUUCUCUGCUUCUGUACCAGCAGAUCCUCGACGAGAUCGAGACGAACGACUACAACAACUUCACCAAGAGAGCCUACGUUCCAAAGGCGAAGAAGCUGAUGGCAUUGCCUAAGGCAUACCUGAGAUCACUGAUGCUCCCCUCUUCUCAGACUCAGAGUCAGAGACACUACUCCAGCCUGACAUAGAGUGGUCACUGCACAUGGUACAUAGCAGUGAAUGAUGUACAAAUUCCUGGUCAAGCCAGAAGAUCUGCAUGUGGGGGUGUGUGUGUGAUGGUACAUAGUUGUUUGAACAUUGUACUGAAAGUUUUGCCAUGUAUAUAUAUAUAUAGUGUGUGUACUGUGUGUACUAAAAAAAGAACAGUAGAGUAAAAGUGAAAUAAAACAGAGAGGACCGGGCGAGCUUCUUUGGAAGG